Molecule: messenger RNA, 894 nt
Organism: Ilyonectria robusta
Lineage: Eukaryota; Fungi; Ascomycota; Sordariomycetes; Hypocreales; Nectriaceae
Exons: 1
Coding region: 143-793 (216 amino acids)
Source: RefSeq, a predicted model, not a curated record
AAUCGCCCCUGGUACCGAGAGCGUCCCGUGAUGCCACGGCCACAACUCAGAGGGCAGAUUCCGCUCCGCAAAGGUAGAUCUAUAGCUGUCCGGGUAUAUCGAAAUCGCCACUUGAUAAAGGAUCAACUAUUUCUCGCGGUCCAUGAAUCAACGGCUUCUCUUCUCUCCUUCGACAAACACAUCCAGCUCGUCAUACACCCGCCAAACCACCAGUACUUCCGUGACUUCGAAUCAGAGCGCCUUUACUCGCGACGUGCCGAGCCCUGCGUACAAUACGGUUAGUUCGGGGUUUCUUCAUCACCACAUUCAUCCCAUCACCACUGCACCGCAUCCACAUCGCCCCUACUCGCAGCCAAACAUGAUGAACAACUGGCUACUCAUUUCCACACUCACAUAUACCCACAACUCCAGCUGGUGGGCCACUCCGACCAGCGCCGGUCCGAAAGCCGUCUACCUCUGCCUCGGGCUCGUGGGCCUUGUUGCCAUUGUCGCCUUGCUGCGAGGGUGCUGUCUGGCCCGAGGUGGGCGGCGCAGCGCGAGAGCAAACGCGUGGGAUCUGGAGAGAGCAAACGCGCAGGAUAGGGUGCUGCGAGUACCGGCCCCGAGGGCGCAGACACCCGCGAGACCGAAGGGAGUUCGCGGGCAGAACAAUGUUGGGACGACUCGGAUGGAUCGUGGAGCAGCCUCGCGGCCAACGCCCGUCGAAGAGCCGCAAGCUGGUGAUAUCUCCGUCCCACCGCCGACUUACGAAGCUACAAUGCGGUGCCAGGGAUACGCAAACGGGGGGCGUUGAAUUUAUAUUCCGUAUAUAAUCAAAGUUCUCUAAUCACUGCCAGAAAGGCUUUUCCUCCUCAUCAAGUGCAAGAUUCGCACAUCACGGGUGCCUUCGGUCUG